GUAGGCUAAUACCUCCGUCGGGGUAAUUCAUUUUGGAGGAGCAGACUAAGAAGCAGCAGAAGCAAAAUGAAGACAGCUUUUGUUAUUGUUUUGACCCUUCUAACCAUUUUUGUAGAUGCCUCGCCAAUACUACCAGAAAAACAAGCCAAGCAGCUUUUGAGAACCCGUCGCGAAGACAGACCAAGAAAAGCUGGCUUUCCUGAUGAACCAAUGAGGGAAUACCUGCUUUACCUCCAGCAACUGGAACAGAGAUCUGAAGAACAAUUCUUUGAGCACUGGCUGAAUCCACACUGCCUCCCACAUUGCAACAGGAAUAUAGUUCACCCGGUGUAAAAGGAUCAUCCUUCUGUGUGUGGGAAAAGGAACAGUCAACGUUAAAUGAGACAAGAUUCACCUAGUACUGUCUAUGCCAGUAGAACAUCCAAGGCUUGGGUGUUUUUGGAGACUAAUCUGCGGUCCUAGCUACUUAGCUGAGCUUUCUUGGUAAUGACGAUAAGCGCUUCAUUUUGAUGAAAAAGCACAGGUAUACAUUUGUGCAAUCUCCCAGGCCUCCGUCUCUCUCUGAAACAUGGAACCGUGAUUUCUAGUUUAGAAAGCGGUAAGGUUCCUUAGAUAUCCCUAAGAAUUCUGAUGCUCUUCUUGUUCUUCAAAAUGCAGCCAUCUGAAGUGGUUUAAGUCAGCAUCUGUGCAUCUGUUUUUAAGUCAACAACCUCAACGGCCAAGGAACAUAGCUGUCAACCUUCCCCUUUUUUGCGGGAAAUUCCCUUAUUCCAGUGCCGUUUCCCGCGGCUUCCUGCUGCUGUCCCGGAUUGUUAGAUAUCCCAUAGACUGUCCCCGGGACAGGUGAGGCUGCUGAUCCCUUAUUUUCGAGGCUGCUGUUCCCUUAUUUUCAAAUCUGAAAGUUGACAGCUAUGCCAAGGACUUCCUGUACCCCGGCAUAGUUUCCUUUAACUGCAAUGAUUUGCCCAUUGACUUGGGAGCAAAGUUCCUCUGAACUGAGCAUUCCUGCAUUGCUCGGUUGGUUAGAGCGCCUGGUGCUGAUAAUGCCACGGUUGCGAGUUUGAUCCCCAUAUGAGACAGCUGUUUGGACUAGAUGAUCCUCAGGGUCUUUUCCAACUCUACAGUUCUGAUUUUAUGCAUGGAACUGUGCUGCCUCCUUCUCCCAUCCCUGCUCAUUCUUUAGCAAUUAUAAUGUAUAAUCUGAUCUGACGCCUGAUUUGGAACUGAAUCCUACCCAGUUUAAUAAAAUGUACUCCCAGAGAAGAUGGGGAUCUUAAUGAUCUAUACUGCCCCUCUAGCAAGACCAGAUGCAAAAGAAGGCAGGACCCCUGUACCCUUACUAGUUGCAUAGAAGCGGGGAUUUCAGCAGGUGUAGCUUGUUAACGGAAAAAUCCGAGGGCUCCCUUGGACAAAAACAAAGACACCAACCAGGAUUAUUUGGAGCAAAACAGCAGCCUGUAGGCUUGGCCUUUAUUGAUCUGUUGCAACAGGGUGCUCCCCUCACCUGCAGGAGAGAGGAGGGACCCAGAAAAAUGGCAUGCAAGGCCUUAUAAAGACUUUUAAAAUUCCCACCCUGUAGAUCAAGACCACCCCCAGAAACAUCAUACAUAAAUCACAGAAGGGGUGUAACCUAAGACCACCCCUCAGAUACAUCACACCUACAUCACAGAAAAGGCGGUCUAAAACAGAAAUUUUAAUAUUGUUUUUUUUCCUCCCGUCCUUGUUUAUCUCCUGUCUGGCAGGUUACUUGAUUGGAUUUCCUGGGUAGCCUGGCUAGUCUUUUGUAAUGAUAAGUACUUAGUUCCUGAGCCCGGUCACAGGCUCACACCCUAUUCAAACACAGACAUACCCUUAAGACAGGAUUUGUGAAGGAAAAGACAAUGGGGAGGUUUCCCACUUUGACCUUACAGAGAAAACAUUUGCUCAGUUUAGGAAUCAAAAUGGUUCCAGGUUGGCCUUCCUGUGCUGAUCUAUGUAUGUGCUUGGUUGGUACACUUAUGAACAUUACCAUAUAUCUAAUACCGUAAAAUUCCUAUCACAAGCUUAAAUGGCAAGCAGACCCACUGAAAUCACCUCUUCUUCUGCACAGCAAGUAAUGGUACAGAAGUCCUGUCCAUUUUUUCACCUUGCUGCCCUCCCCCUUCCUUCUUUUCCGCUACUUCUAUUUGUUUGUUCCCCUCAGUUUCUCUCUCUUUUUUUCUGAUCUUAAUUUCCGUUUCUCCGCACUUCCACAGCAACGUGCAUAUUUUUGUUUAAAAAUCCCCACGAAGAUUCGUCGUCUCAUUGCAAACUUCUCCUAAUGCACACAUAUUUGAACACAGUUUUGACUGAGCUACACUUUUUUUUGAAUGCCAUUUCCUCCAAUACAAUGCCUUUUUGUGCACAUCAUCUGGUCCUUCAUUAUUGUGGAGAAGUGCACAUUUUGAAGGGUUUUGUCUCGUGUAUCAGUUGGGCAGUACAAAUAGGGGUAGUUUCUAAUUAAAACAGCUUGUGUCCUCAGAGAUGUCCUUUCAAGAAUGCAAGUGUGUGUGUAUAAACACAUAUUUCUUUGAAGUUUGAGGAAUACGUAGCUGCAAUUUUGUUCCAAAUGUCAGAAACUUCCACUUUGGGGUAGAAAAGGAAAUUGGAAGCUUUCACUAAUAAGUAGCCACAGGGGCAAAUAAUGUAGCGGAUUUGGAAGAUGAGCUGAAUGACAGUAGUUUUGCUAAUUACUUUGUAAUUAAAUGCAACCAUUUGCUCAGCAUUAGCUUUCUGUUAAUUGCCUCAUAUAAAACCUGCUUCAAACAAA
Messenger RNA from Podarcis raffonei (Aeolian wall lizard), 2788 nucleotides. RefSeq names its product chromosome 2 C17orf67 homolog (gene C2H17orf67). The coding region runs from base 67 to 333 and encodes 88 amino acids. The record is from RefSeq and is a predicted model, not a curated record. The transcript is spliced from 5 exons. Lineage: Eukaryota; Metazoa; Chordata; Lepidosauria; Squamata; Lacertidae.